UACUGCUGCUGUCAACGCUGCCGUUGCCGUUGCCGUCAUCCGCGCCCCACAGAGGGUGGAAGGGUGGAGUGCUGAUAACGGUGAAAAGUGGCAAUAAUAUCGAAUAAAUUAAUACAAAGAAGGGCUUGGCCAGGCGGAAAAAGGAAAAGUGAAUAGCCGGAAAAGUGAAAUAAGUGCAGAGCCAGCCAAGUGCAACGCUUGCGGCACAUCGAGUCCUGCCACUGCGAAAGCGAUUACCAGUGCCAGUGCCAGUGCAAGUGUGUUAGUGCGCGAGUGUCCCGAGAAGCCACAACGUCGUCCUCCAAACCAACGACGUCGUCUGCUGCCGCUGCCGCCGCCGCCGCCGCUGCACGCCAGAGCCCACCCACAGGAGCAGGAGCGGGAGCUGCUGCAGGGAGCAAUCAAAGGAGCGGCGGACGCAGCGGCCAGCGACGUCGCAGUAGCAGCAGUAAUCCCCACGGCGGCACAACGAAAGCGACCAGCGGCAGCGGUGGAGCUGGCAGCGCCGGCGGAGGCGGUGGCGGCGGGGGCGGCGUCAAGCAGAGCGUCAGUCGCAACAGCAACAUACGGAGCAGCAGCUCCAACAGCACCAUGGCCUCGGCCAAUCAUCGGAGCGGGCGCGGCGGCGGGGCCGUGGCCGGCGCUGGCGACGGCAACGCCAUCGUGGGCCUCCAAAUCGGCUCAGCGUGGUUUCAGCGCAAAAUCAAUCUAAGGCCGCAGCACCGCGGCGUCCAUCUGGUGACCGAGGAGAUCCUCAGACAGAUGCCGGAGCUGGCGCACUUCUCCGUGGGACUUUGUCAUAUGCAGAUUCUUCACACCUCGGCGAGUUUGGCGUUAAACGAAAGCUGGGAUCCAGACGUCAGAGACGAUAUGGAGAUGAUGUUGAACAAAAUAGUUCCCGAAGGCUUGCCCUACAGACACUCGUGCGAGGGACCCGACGACAUGCCCGCACACGUGAAGGCCUGCUUCCUGGGCAGCUCACUGACAAUCCCCAUUACGGACGGCAAGCUCUCGCUGGGCACGUGGCAGGGCGUCUGGCUGUGCGAGCACCGCGACCAGGCCGGCUCCCGCAAGCUGGUGAUCACGCUGACAGGCUGCCCGCGCGAGCAGGCCCGCAGCCCGCUGUCACCCGUCUCGCCCAUCGCCAGCACGUCCAGUUAGGGGCGGCCUCGCUCCACCCGCGACAGCCGGUAAUCGCGGGGGAGCGACAAUAAUGACAUCAUUUCGUCGAGGAGGUUGAUACUACAAAAGAAUUUAGCUAAGGCAACGGCACAGCAGAGGGCGGCGGCCGUCAUAGCCGCCGGCCGCGGAUUGGGGGGAGGAGCGGGCGCACCACCGAAUGUGCCUGGCUUCGAGACGAAGACGAGCCGCCUGCUGCUCCGGCAGCAGCUCCACCUCAAUCUCAAUUUGAAUGUGCAGGAGACGUUGCAGGAUGGCGUUGAUAUUGAUGAUGUUGAUGAGGACGUCUGCGAUGACGAUGAGGCUGAGGCUGAGUUCCGCGUGGAAGAGGAGGAUGAAGAGGAGGAGGAGGAGUCUCAGUCCGUCAGCUCAGUAGUCGUCGCGGAUAACGCUCAGGGCAGUGGGCGUUGCCAUCGUGCUGGUGAUAAUCUACGAACCGUCACAACAGUGCCUCAACUUAACGAACAACCUACAACUAAGAUCACCGCAACCAGAACACCAUCGGCAGCAUCCAGUUCAUCGGCAGCCGCAGCAUCAAGUGCAUUAGCUAAAUUCAACCGCAUCAUCGACUCAACCCUGGAGAGGGCCCCAGCGGCAGCGUCGGCAGUGACAACGCUGCCCCAGCUGAGCAGUGCCACACUGCAGCAGCGCUUCAAUUUGGCCUAUCCAGAGUUGAUUCCCCAACAGCAGCAGCAGCAGCAGCAGCCGCAACAACAGCAGCAGCAGCAACAUCAGCAGCAGCAGCAGCAACAUGAUGCGAUCAGGAAGAUCAACACCCUCAAGGGGACACCAAGAUUAGAUCGUGGCUCAGGCGCCGUUGCCAGCACUCCAUUAACAUUUGCAGCACACAGAUCGAUAGCAACGGCGCAGGAGGAAGAACAAGAAGCUGGAGAAGAAGCAGAACUAGAACCAGAAUCAGGAGAGGAAGAGGAAGAGGAGGAUAACGAAGCAGUCGCCCUUAACGAUGAUCAUCCCCACCACGACGAGGAUAAUCAAAUGAAACGAAAUGAUGUGCAUUAUUUGUUGAAACAGUUAAAUAGUUUUAGUGAUAUAGAAGAAAUAGAAAUUGUUGAUAUGAAGCAAAGACAACAGCGUCCGCCUCCGCGUCCACGUCCACCCAUGGCGUCGAGCUCGCUGAUAAUGAUGCCGCCAUCGCCGCCAUCACCAUCCACGCAGUCGCACAAGCAGAGCCAGCGCUUUGCCUCUGGCGGGCACAACUCCAGUGCCGCCAGCUCGGUGCGGCUGCAGCAGUUCGACGACUAUCUGUUCGAGUCCUGCCACUACCUGGAGACAAACUACUUUGCCGCUACCUAUCGCACUGCCAUGGUCGAGAGCAGCUCGCACGAGUUCCGGCCCUCGACCAACAGCAGCUCAAACAGCUUUGAGCUGCACGAGAUGGAGCCGCCCAGUGUCAUCUGCAAGGCGGGUGCCCCCCUGGCCGCGACUCCGCCGCCACUGUACCAGUACCAGUACCAGGCGGAGACGCGGCUGACCACCAGUGGCGUGCAGACGGAGCUGACCGUGGAGUCGCUGGCCAAGCUAAGCAACAGCGCCAGCGCCAGCAGCAGCUCGUCCAGCACGCGGGCGCCCCCCUUCUUCAGGUGCUGCUACACGCCCAUCGACCGUUGGCGGGAGCGUCGACUGGUGGCGCGCCAGCAGAAGACCUCCGCCCCCUCGAAGAACGGGCAGGCGAGUCAGAGUCAGAGUCAGAGCCACCCCGUCUGACACUGGGCCAGGCUCUAGUUCAGAGAUUGAGAUUCAACAUGUGCCUGGCUAAUUUAUUUGGUCGCUGUUCUCAUUUGCGAUAUCAACAAGAGAUUCCAUUUCGAACGACAGUCGUUACACCCGAUCGUAGCACCCAAUCCCAAUACCAAUACCAAUACCAUUCCAAAUCCAAUCAUUCGAUGGAACGGAACGGAACGAAACGUCAUUCUGUACAAUUUGUCUACGCUAAACGUGAACGCAAACGAAACAAAUAUUAGUAACAAUUUUUUAUACGCCAGCAGACACGAGCCACACAGAUAGACAUUUGCACAUUUUUGCAAUACACGGAACGGAAGGAAAGGCAUAAAACUCCAAAUAAGUUGUUCACACGAAUGAAAUGUUUAACAGAAAAUUUAAAUGAAGAAAAUUGUAACUCAAUUAUAUGUAAAAUUGUUCAAACGCUUCCCCAACUUCAGCAGAUGCUUCAAGGAUUUGUAAAUUCUCUGUCAGAGAUUUCUUUUAGGUGAACGCAGCUUGGGUCGAAAGUUGUACGAGUGUUCGGGAAUCAUUCAGUACAGUAGGCAGAAUAUUGUUAACGAAUUACGCAAAUCGUAGACGACAGAGAGAGAGAGAGAGAGCUUGUAUAGUAAGAUGAUAACUAAAGAAAUUGUGAAUAAUGUUAAUUAAAGCUAAAGCGUCGUCAAAUGGAAGGAGGGACGCGCACGCCGUGCAUUUUAGUGUGUUCAAUCCCCGGCAUUUCAACCUGUCCUGUCCGUUUGUCUGUUUAUUACACAUUUUACAUGCAAAUAGAAAUACUCGUAGAGUUUUGCGACCGGUGGCGUGCGCGUUGCAUUGAUUGUUGAUACAUAAACCAAACAAAAGCAAUUGUUACAUCAAUUAGACACAAUUUUGUUGAUUUACACUCUAAGCAACCGAAUCGUUCUGUUUCUGUUUGAACUAGACCUUCGUUUGGACUCGUAAGCUAAUAAGGAAUUGUAUUGUUGUUACAGCACAAGAGAAGUAAACCCCGAAGGGACUACUAGACACAAAGGAUCGCUUAACUCUUAACUCGUUUAACCAAGAGCAAUAUUAGUUUUUAAACCAGUUUGGAAAUGUCAAUUUUGUUUGGAGCAUAUGCGAGAGUACACGAACACACGAUUAUAUCGAACUAUAUCACUGCGCGAACUUAAUGCGCCUCAGAUCACGCUUUAGUUUACCAAAUAAAUACGAUAGAUACGAUUUAGCUGAUUGGAACUCAACCAAACAACCAAAACAUCAUUUAUUUCGCUCCCCGAUCGACUGAGGUGCGCGUUCUGGGUUUUCGGAGGAGUUGAGUUCUGUUCUUCCAACGGAGAAGCAAGCGCCUAGCAGGCAGGACCCUUGUCUACCCUUGUGGAUGCAUAAAUACUUAUGUACAUAUGUGCGAGCAUGUAACCAAACGAAUGUUUAAAAUACAAAUAACUUUAAAGGAGAAAUCAGAGGAACCGAACAAAUGCCUUUUACAUGCCCACACGUACACUAGCGAAAAGUCUCCCGAGAACGGAAAAUGAUCAAAUGAAAAUCGAAGUGAAAGUGAAAAUGAAAAUGAAAAUGUAAAGCUGAGCAAACCAAUGUUAGUCGAUAAUAAGGAAGGAGCGUUACGGUUUGCACGAUAUGAUGUAUUCGUAAUGUCUGCGAAACCACAAGCGAAGCUAAUAAUUUGUUUAGAAUAUAUAUCAACCUGUUGAUUAUGUUAAUCAUUAACGAAAGACAUAACAAGAUAAGAUGUUAAGGUCGAGAACCAUAACCGCCGGUAGAACGGACGGUCUAUUGUUGUAUGUUUUAUUCGAAGCGCACGAAAUGAACUAAACGUAAAACAUAAACAAUAUAAAGCAAGGUGGAGAAUGGAGAACGGAGAAUGGAGAAACUGUAGCUAAAGUGAAAUUUUUGUAAACUUUUUGAUAUGUGAUGAUGAUUUGGAUAAAUUAGAGCCACAGAGGAAAGAAUUAUUACCUUAACCUAGCCCUAGAUAUCUAAACCAAUUACAAAUGUGUAGCGCAAACGCAAAGUAAGCAAAGCAAAGCAAAGCAGAGGAGGGGAGAGGAGAACAGAGCCAGCCGAGGAGAGCUAGUUACACUCUAAGAUGGAUAAUAUUGUUAUGCAAUAAGUAGUCUCGGCCAGCCGAAGCACCAAUCAGGGUUCCUUUCGGGAUGGGUUGGGAUGGAAUGGAAUGGGAUGAGAUGGUAUGAGGAUGUUAGUCUGGAUGGCAGGUCUAUUGAUCUGGCCCCCAAAGGUCCUUGAAAGGAACUAUAUUAGCAAUAUAUUCAUGGCAAUUCAAUUGUAUUAACGACAUUGAUAAAUCUGAUGUGUAAGCAAAUAGUGAAUGCAAAUAGUGAGCCUAGUUAAUGGUUAAAGCAGCCCCCGUAACCAGAGGGACGGGGAUGAGGGAUGAGAACAACUCAAUUCGAUCAAAUUGAAAUGAAUACUAAACGUAGAUAAGCGAGUAAGUAGUAAAUUAUCCAAUUGUAAAUAGGAUUUCAUUUACACUUUCAUUGAUUUGAUUUGGUUUGGUUUCGGUUUGGUUUUGUUUUUGGAUUCGGAUUCGGAUGAAGUUCAGUUUUCUCAUUACAGAUAUAUACACUUUAUUAGAAUCAAGAUUAAAAACACACACAGACACAUACACACGAAAAAGCUUUAAUUAAUUUAAUUACAAGACGAAAAACCAAAAGAAAAGGAAUGUAAUACAAAGUGUAUUUAAGAAUAAUCAAUUUCGAUAUCAUUGAUCCCAUUGAUAGCGAAUUCCAUUGUAGAUACCUAUUGGGCAGCGGUAAUUAAUUAUUUCAUUAAUUAAUUAACUCGCCAGCUAUGUCGUCAAUGUCAAUGUCGCCUAUUGUGAGUUCUAAAUAUUGCAUCUGAUAAAACAAUAACGAAGCAUAACUAGCUAUAAAUCCAAACCAAAUGCAAAUAAACAAAAUACGAUUAUACAAAAGAGCAGAACAGAUCAGGACAGAACAGAACAGAACAGGCCUAGGAACACCGCAUAAAUACAUAUAUACAGAAAUACAUGCAUACACAAUCCACAACACACACACACACUCUCACAGAACUCGAACACAAAGCUUUUAUAAAAAACUAUUUAACAACAAAUAUAUUAUAUAUAUAUGUACUAUGGAAAAUAAUAAUCCUGCCAAGUAACAUUCGAAUACCUGCUUGAAGAAGAUACACCCGCUUUUGCUAAGAAAACGAAAAAGAACAGAGAUUUAAUAACGAAAAAAACAGAAAUAAAAAGAAAAAAAAACAAAAACAAAAACCGAAAACAAAACUAAAAUAUGAGAGAAACGUAAAGAGAAAGAAGAGAGAGUAUGUACGGCUAAAUACGAUUUUUAUACUUUCGAUAUAAUGAUUUU
Messenger RNA from Drosophila pseudoobscura, 6269 nucleotides. Its product is annotated as ras-interacting protein RIP3. The record is from RefSeq and is a predicted model, not a curated record. Lineage: Eukaryota; Metazoa; Arthropoda; Insecta; Diptera; Drosophilidae. The transcript is spliced from 5 exons.